AUGGCUACUUCAGAUGAGGCCGCCAACGCCUCACUCCAAUCCGGGGGCGGUUCUGUCCCUGCCCAACGAACAGUCAAAGCUCUCAGUAGCACCUCGCUCGCCUAUCUAAAGCGCCUUUUCGAGUCUCACGCCACUCCAGAGGGAAAAUGGACGAGUGACCAGGUCAGAGUCUUUUCGCAAAAAACCCAGGGCAAUGCCACGAUGGCUGCGGCUUCGGAUGAGCUGCUCAAUGUCCCUGAUGUCGAUCUCAAUGCCUUCCUUGCCUAUAUGACUUCUUCAAAGAGCGAUGCCAUCUUGCCGAUUAAGAAUGAGGACUUUUCAUGGCCGCUGGCCAGCUAUUACAUCAGCUCUAGCCACAAUACAUAUUUGACAGGCAACCAGCUGUCGAGUGAUAGUACCACCGGAGCUUACACCAACGUCUUGCUGAGAGGAUGUCGCUGCGUCGAAAUCGACGUCUGGGAUGGCGAUGAGAGCGACGCAGAGACAUCGUCAUCAGAGAGCGAGACGAGCGAUGAUGAAGCAGCGGCAAAAAAAGCAGCGCGCAAAAAGCAGAAGAAGGAGAACAAGGACAAGGCAAAGUCUAGCUGGGGUGAUCAGCUGAAAAAUAAGAUGGAGAAGAUCAAUAUCAGCAAGAAAAUCGAAAAGAUGGAAGAAAAGGCAACUGAAAAGGUGGCAGAAUUAGAAGAGGCUGUUUCGAGAAAGUCGGAUUCCCCUUCCACGGCUGAGCCGAGAGUGCUCCACGGUCACACACUCACAAAGGACGUUUCCUUCAGAGAUGUUUGUGUUGCUAUUCGAGAAAGCGCAUUCGUGGUCUCCGAAAUGCCACUGAUUGUGAGCCUGGAAGUGCACUGCAGUCCCAAGCAGCAGAUUGCCAUGGUGGACAUCAUGAAAGAGGUCUGGGAUGGUCUGCUAGUAACCAGCCCAGAAUCUGAUAUCGAAGCGCUGCCUAGUCCCCACGACCUGAGACGCAAGAUUCUCAUCAAGACCAAGCACGUCCCGGCUGGUACGCCUCUUGAUAAAGUCGACACCAUACGGAGCGAACAGGUUGUGCCUACCGGUGCACAGUCAAAGCCCGCCAAGACGAUCCAAGAGCUCGCUCGCCUUGCAGUCUACACUCAGGGAGUGACAUUCAAGAAUUGGACGCAGCCAGAAGCCACGAUGCCCACGCACAUGUUCUCAAUAUCAGAGAAAAAGUUCAUUGAGUACCAUGAGAAACAGUGGGAGGCCCUCUUCAACCACAACAAACGAUACUUCUUGAGGGCUUACCCAGCAGGAUUCCGAAUUGGAUCUUCCAACUUGAACCCAUCCAUUUUCUGGGGUGGUGGUGCCCAGAUUAUUGCAUUGAAUUGGCAAGAAACUGACGAAGGCAUGAUGUUAAACGAAGGAAUGUUUGUAGGAACAAGCGGCUACGUUUUAAAGCCAGAAGGAUACCGCCCCGCCCUCACAUCCAAGGAAAACGACGCCUCCAAAUCCACUACCAUCACUCGCACGCCCGUCUCCCUUGCCUUCACCUUCUUUUCCGCCCAAAAUAUUCCCCUCCCACCAAGCGAAAAAUCUGCCAAGGGUUUCAAGCCGUACGUCAAAGUCGAGCUCCACGUAGAAGGCUCCAAGAAUAGCUACGCAGAGAGUGAUGGGUACGUCCAUGGAAGCGAGUACAAGGUCCGCACCAAGACAUACAAGGGCUGCGACGUUGAUCUCGGCGCGGAGAAACUUGAGUUCAAGGGUGUUCCUGGGGUGGUCGAAGAGCUUACGUUUGUGAGAUUUACGAUUAGAGAUGAUGAGAUUGGCCGAGAUGAACUAGCGGCGUGGGCAUGUGUGCGCCUUGAUCGUCUCGGCCAGGGGUAUAGAUUUGUGCAUUUGAGGAAUACAAAGGGAGCGGCAACAGACGGAGCAUUACUUGUCAAGAUAGAAAGACUAGUAUAG
Molecule: messenger RNA, 1923 nt
Organism: Trichoderma gamsii
Lineage: Eukaryota; Fungi; Ascomycota; Sordariomycetes; Hypocreales; Hypocreaceae
Exons: 2
Coding region: 1-1923 (640 amino acids)
Biological process (GO): lipid metabolic process; phosphatidylinositol-mediated signaling
Molecular function (GO): phosphatidylinositol-4,5-bisphosphate phospholipase C activity
Source: RefSeq, a predicted model, not a curated record